This is a messenger RNA of Phalaenopsis equestris, 2691 nucleotides long. RefSeq names its product probable endo-1,3(4)-beta-glucanase ARB_01444. The transcript has a single exon. Bases 249 to 2528 code for a protein of 759 amino acids. Gene Ontology annotation, molecular function: endo-1,3(4)-beta-glucanase activity. Lineage: Eukaryota; Viridiplantae; Streptophyta; Magnoliopsida; Asparagales; Orchidaceae. The record is from RefSeq and is a predicted model, not a curated record.
UUUCAAAUACAAUCCUCCCUUCGUCAUCUCCAUUCACUUUCCUCUUCAAAACCCUAAUUCCUCCAACCUUCUUCCAUGAGAAGAAAUCUCAUCAAUGAUGCCCGAUCCCAAACCCAAAGAAUAAACUUCAUCAACUUGCAGGAGCCUCCUUGGAUACGGUUUGGCAUUGUUCCUGGAAUGUCAAAAACUUAAUCGCAAAGUCACAGAAGAAGUCAUCAAGCCCUUAAUUUAAUGGAGUUUCCGAGAAAAUGCCCACUAAAUUUCCAAAAACCAUAACCACCAAAUCCUAUCCAGGUGUCAUUUCAUCAGCCAGCCCCCCUUCAAUAAACCAAGGCAAAGAAAUGUUGAAGAAGAUGAAGCGACUUGGAAGAUCUGUCACCAAAAUUAUAAGUAAAGCCAUCAAGAAGAAGAAGAGGAGACUUUCUCAACCUUCUUCUUCAUCUCCUCUUCCUCUUCCUCUUCCUCUUCCUCUUCCUCUUCUGCCGUAUAAACCCCUUUCAUCUCUCGCCAAGAUGCCAUCUUCCCAUCGCGGAGCCUUCCUUUUUCCACAAACAAACUCACCAAUCCUUCCUGACCCAUCAAACUUUUUCUCCCCUCAACUCCUCUCAUCACCUCUCCCCACCAACUCCUUCUUCCAAAACUUCGUCCUAAAAAAUGGCGACCAGCCUGAAUACAUCCACCCUUACCUCAUCAAAUCCUCCUCCUCUUCCCUCUCCAUCUCCUUCCCCUCUCGUUUCGCCACUUCUUCCUUCAUUUACCAAACCUUCGUCCCUGACCUUACCAUCUCCUCUCCGUCUUCCCAAUCUAACCACAUCAUUUCCUCCUUCAACGAUCUCAGUGUAACUCUAGACCUCCCCCCCUCUCUGCGCUGCUUCCUAGUACGCGGAAGUCCUUUCAUAACCCUCUCUACCCUUACCGACGCCACCGAUCUGUCAAUCUCCUCUAUCCACGCCUUCCUUUCCGUAGUUCCCAACACCUCCUUCACCAAACACACCUUUCAGCUCAACAGCGGACAGACUUUCCUCUGCUACUCCUCCUCCCCGAUCCAAUUCCAGCAAUCCGCCACCACGCGGCUCACCGCCGCAGCUGGCUUCACCGGCGUCAUACGGCUCGCCUUCCUCCCUGACCCAAGCUAUGAGUCAAUUCUUGAUCAGUAUUCGUCUUGCUAUCCUGUCGCAGGUAAAGCUGUUUUCACCAGGCCGGGGUACGUCGAGUACAGGUGGGAAAAGAAGGGGUGGGGUGAUCUUCUUCUUCUCGCUCAUCCUCUCCAUCUCCGGCUCCUCGACGCCAGCGGAUCCGCCAACGUAAUUGAAGAUUUCAAGUACCGGAGCAUCGACGGCGAUCUGGUAGGUAUUGUUGGUGAUUCUUGGUUGUUGAAAACCGAUCCAGUGUCGACCACAUGGAAUUCGACGAAUGGCGUCAGCGAAGAUGGUGUGCAAGAGAUCGUUAAUGCCUUAUCUAAAGAUGUUACUGCUUUGGAUUCUUCGCCGAUUGAAACGACUUCUUCUUAUUUUUACGGCAAGGCGAUUGCCAGGGCGGCAAGAUUGGCUCUUGUUGCAGAGGAAGUUGGCUUCCCUGAUGUAAUCCCCGCGGUUCUGAGCUUCCUCAGAACAUAUAUAACUCCAUGGCUUGAUGGAAGCUUUAAUGGAAAUGGAUUCCUUUAUGAUCCUAAAUGGGGCGGUCUUAUAACAAAGCAGGGAUCGACGGAUUCCGGUGCUGAUUUUGGCUUUGGUGUCUUCAAUGACCACCAUUACCACCUUGGCUACUUCCUUUAUGCAAUUGCGGUGCUUGCCAAGUUCGAUCCAUCAUGGGGCAGAAAGUUUAAACCUCAAGCCUAUUCAAUCAUGGCAGAUUUCAUAAACUUGUCUGGAUCAAAUUAUGCCAGAUUGCGAUGUUUUGAUCUCUGGAAGUUGCAUUCUUGGGCUGGAGGGCUUACAGAGUUUGCAGAUGGGCGCAAUCAGGAGAGCACAAGUGAAGCGGUGAACGCAUAUUACUCUGCGGCGCUCAUGGGACUGAGCUAUGGUGAUGCACAUCUGGUGGCGAUUGGGUCUACGCUGGCGGCAUUCGAGAUUGCUGCUGCAGAGACAUGGUGGCAUGUGAGGGAAGGGGAUGGAAUGUAUGAGGAUGAUUUCAGUAGGGAGAACAGAGUGGUGGGGGUCUUGUGGGCUAAUAAAAGAGACAGUGGGUUAUGGUUCGCGCCAGCUGAAUGGAGAGAGUGCAGAUUGGGGAUUCAAGUUCUGCCAUUGUUGCCAGUAACGGAAGAUCUUUUCAGAGAUGUUGGGUUUGUGAAGGAGCUGGUGAAGUGGGCAUUGCCGGCGUUGACGAGGGAGGGAGUUACUGAUGGCUGGAAAGGGUUUGUGUAUGCGCUGGAGGGAGUUUAUGAAAAGGAGGAGGCUUUGGCGAAGAUUAGGAGUUUGAAUGGAUUUGAUGAUGGGAAUUCACUGUCAAAUUUGCUGUGGUGGGUUUAUAGCAGAGGAGAAGAUGAGGGAGGGGUGAGAGGUGGGUGGUUUGGUCAUUAUUGUCACUGAUGGAUUAUGCUUUUUUGUUACUCCUGUUGUGAUUUUGUGAUAUACUCUUGACAGUGAUGAGUGCAUGUGAAGAAGGGUUGGAGCUAUAUGAAAGAAACAGAAAGAAAUGAUUUUGUGUAAGAAAAUUUUCACUUUUACUGAAAUAAAAUUUUUGAUUGCCUCA